AUGGCUCCCAAGGUUGCGAUCGUCUUUUACUCCCUUUAUGGGCAUAUCCAGAAGCUGGCUGAGGCCGAGAAGAAGGGCAUUGAGGCUGCUGGCGGCCAGGCCGACAUCUUCCAGAUUGCCGAGACCCUCUCUGGGGAGGUUCUGGAGAAGAUGCACGCUCCUGCCAAGUCUGCCUACCCCGUCGCCGAGCCGGCCGAUCUGCUGAGCUACGAUGCCAUCCUCUUCGGUAUCCCCACCCGUUACGGUAACUUCCCUGCCCAGUGGAAGACCUUCUGGGACAAGAGCGGCGGGAUCUGGGCCUCCGGUGGCUACUGGGGCAAGUACGCCGGUGUCUUCGUUUCCACCGGCACCCUGGGUGGUGGCCAGGAGUCUACCGUCAUUGCCUCCAUGAGCACCCUUGCUCACCACGGGUUCAUCUACGUGCCCCUCGGCUACAAGACCACCUUCGCCCAGCUGGCCAACCUGUCUGAAAUCCACGGUGGCAGCCCCUGGGGCGCCGGCACCUUUGCCGGUGCGGAUGGUUCUCGCCAGCCCACCGAGCUCGAGCUCCAGAUCGCCGAGGCUCAGGGCAAGGCCUUCUACGAGCACGUCUCCAAGGUCAACUUCGCGUGACUACAUGGCAGUGACCAAGAGGAGGAGAAGAAGACAGAGGCUCCUGCCGCCCCCGCUGCUGCCUCCCAGCAGCAGGCGAAGCCCGAGGCCCCCAAACCAGCGCAAGAGACAGAUACCACCCAAGCACAGAGAGAACAGGACAAGGAAGGGCCAUGCGGCUUACCUAAAAAGUGCACUAUUCUCUGAUUCUGAUACCCCUGUUAUGUCUUUGGAAAUGAACCCUGUC
Messenger RNA from Penicilliopsis zonata CBS 506.65, 838 nucleotides. RefSeq lists its product as hypothetical. The record is from RefSeq and is a predicted model, not a curated record. Lineage: Eukaryota; Fungi; Ascomycota; Eurotiomycetes; Eurotiales; Aspergillaceae. The transcript is spliced from 3 exons. Bases 1 to 612 code for a protein of 203 amino acids. Gene Ontology annotation, molecular function: NAD(P)H dehydrogenase (quinone) activity; FMN binding.